AUGCCAACUUGGAUCCAUGGUUCAAUGUAUCAUACCAUGACUCCGUAUCGUAUCCAUGAUUUCAUUAUAAUGAUUGUCUUUCAGGACGGGACGAAAUCAAUCUCCACAUCCUCAAUUCCUGGAGUUGACAGCUAUUCGACUUGUGGCUCAGUCAGUAAGAGAUGUUUCCGCGGCGCCUUCUACAACACUUGCUCGGAAGCGGUCCGUGCACGAGGACUUAUGAAUGGAAACAUUGAAUGGGAGAAUGCGAUUUCGGAGAUUGCAAGACCAGUCGAAUGCAGACGUCUCUUCGCCAGUCAAUCCGGGAGAGCUUUGAAUCCUGCCGAACACAAGAAUAAAGGAGAAGCAAAAGAAGUUCGUCGACAGAGUACUCGAGCUGGAUAUGAUAAUCGGAAAGUCGCGAAUGAUAUACGUCGGUGGUGCUGGAGGAACAGGAAAAACAUUCUGCUAUAA
This is a messenger RNA of Caenorhabditis remanei, 453 nucleotides long. RefSeq lists its product as uncharacterized. Lineage: Eukaryota; Metazoa; Nematoda; Chromadorea; Rhabditida; Rhabditidae. The transcript has 3 exons. Bases 1 to 453 code for a protein of 150 amino acids. The record is from RefSeq and is a predicted model, not a curated record.